This is a messenger RNA of Herpailurus yagouaroundi (jaguarundi), 7451 nucleotides long. RefSeq names its product tumor protein p53 inducible nuclear protein 1 (gene TP53INP1). The record is from RefSeq and is a predicted model, not a curated record. NCBI's taxonomy places the organism in Eukaryota, Metazoa, Chordata, Mammalia, Carnivora, Felidae. The transcript has 3 exons. Gene Ontology annotation, cellular component: autophagosome; nucleus. Bases 2112 to 2831 code for a protein of 239 amino acids. Gene Ontology annotation, biological process: autophagosome assembly; positive regulation of DNA-templated transcription.
UGUGUGUGUGCUCGCCUUCUGUCUCUCUCUCUCUCUCAAAAUAAAUAAAUAAAUAAAUAAAAGAAAGUGAAAUGUCAAGAGUCUGAAGUUAGAUUCAAGGCUGAUGCUGGUGAGAAAGAGUAUCAUUUAGGAAGAUGCUUUUCACUAUCCCUGGAUGGUCUCAUCUACUCAUGGUUUCUGUCACUCCCUUUUGUUGACAACUCCCAAAUCAGUGCCCCCAGCUGAGACCAUGCCCUUGAACUCCAGAGCCCUAUAUCCAGCAGUCUACUAGACAUCUCCAGGUUCUUGACUUGCAGAUUCCCAAAUUCAGCAUGUCCAAGAUGCCCAGCCUACGCCUUCUGCAGUAUGCCUCUUCCACUAAAUGGUCCCGCCAUCUCCCCAGUUGGCCAAGCCAUAAACCUGGGUCAUCCUUGACUUUUCAUUUCUGGCUUACAUGGUCCUACAGGAUCUGUUUCCUGCUUAGCACCCCUAGCGCACUCGCACACCUGUACAUCUGGAUCUUCAGCCAUACAGAAGGUGCCACAUUCUCACUCAUCUGCAGGUUUCUGGUGUUCCUUCUCCCCCUUCCUCCAUUCUUGAUCUUCUCAACCACUCCAGAUCAAAGUAAUCUACUGCAGGAAUCCUUCCUGACGUCUACCUGUGUAGAUCUGAGGAACACUCAGUACUUUUUCCAUGGCAUUCAUCACAUUACCUGUCUUCCCCUGUGCUUAGCACUCUGCUUGAUGCAUGAUACGUACUCAGUAAAUAUUUGUAGAAUAAUAGUUGACACUGACUGAGAAUUUGUGCCAAGUGCCUUGCUAAGUAGGUUGCCUGCAUUAUCUCAUUUCACAAGAGUGGGGUCAGGGAGACCAUCUAGGAGGUGGUGAUUGGCAAAGUCCAAAGGGACACCAGAUUGGUUUCAACUAGGAUAAAAGUGGUGGCAAGAAGUGGGCAGAUUUGAGGCACGUGCUCAGCUAGAGUCAACAGGACUUGGUGAGAAUUUGGUUGAGGGGUUGGGUAGGGAGUGGAAGGAGUCAAGGGUAACCGCUGGGUGCUGCUGCUUCUCCUUGCUGAGAAGAGAAAGAAGGACAGUGUAAGUUUGUGGGGAAAUAAUUAAAAGUUCUCUUUGGUAUGUGUUAGGAUUGAUAUGCCUAUCAAGUAACCAGGGAGAAAUGGAUAUAUAAAUCUGGAUUUCUGGAAUAAGAUCAGACAAGCCUGGAGUUCCUCAUUUAGAACUCACAGAACUCCAUGAGGUAGAACUAUUGCCAGCUGAAGUAGUGUAACUUCCUAACUCGCGCAGAGCGUAAGCAGCAGAGACGGCAUUUGAAGCCAGGCACACUGACUACAACACCUUCCUGCUUGCCACCACGCGGUGAAUGGUUUCCAGUUCUAGUUGCUGUCGUCCUCAGUUUUCUACGGUAUAAAUUUCCCUGUGCCAGCUGUAGAAAUUGUUUUGAAGGCCAAAUCAUGCUGUACCUACUGAUUUUAAAUGGAAUUGGGUCUGCUUGCAGCCCUGUAGAAGAACAGAACAGAAGAGAAAACGAGCCAGGGAAACAUGGCAGACAUCUGGUCCUGCUGCAGCCUUCCUCUGGCAGCUUCGGGGCAGUUGAAUAUCAUAUAGCAAGACCGUUAGUAUCUAGCUUUUCUCUUCUUACAGGAAAGGAGUAUGUCACCUUGAAAUACAUAAUUCAGAUUGAUCCCUUAUAAAAGCACAGAUGUGGAAAAGAGCCUUUCAUUUCACAUGUAAGAUGUUCACAGGUUGCAUUGAGAACUCAAUUCAUAAUGGUUUAUAGAUGAAAGGUACUGCAUUUCUUGUGUUUGAUGCCUGCCGGAAGGGAACGGCUGUAAUUGUAGACUAAGGCAUGAGCUUUCUUCUAGAGGGGUGUGCACGUAUGUGUGUGGGCACAUGCUUUGAAAACCACACACACAUAUUAUAUAAAUAUAUACUGAUUUGAAAUAACCUUCUUUUCCUGUUUUAUUUUAGGGAUAAUGAUUCUUCUUGCUUCCCACCUAAGUUGAAUAAGCACCUCGUGCACUUUAAUCUCCUGUCGUGCCAUCAGGCUGACUGAAGACAGUGUUUUGAAAUCUCAGCUAUAAAGACAUCCCGCCAAAGUCUCAAUCUUGCCUUAACGAUGUUCCAGAGACUGAAUAAAAUGUUUGUGGGUGAAGUCAAUACUUCUUCCAAUCAAGAACCAGAAUUUAGUGAGAAAGAAGAUGAUGAAUGGAUUCUUGUUGACUUCAUAGACACUUGCACUGGUUUCUCAGCAGCAGAAGAUGAAGAAGAAGACAUCAGUGAAGAGUCACCUACUGAGCACCCUUCAGUCUUUUCCUGUUUACCUGCAUCUCUUGAGUGCUUGGCUGAUACAAGCGAUUCCUGCUUCCUCCAAUUUGAGUCCUGUCCGAUGGAGGAGAGCUGGUUUAUCACCCCUCCCCCAUGUUUUACUGCAGGUGGAUUAACCACUCUCAAGGUCGAAACCAGUCCUAUGGAAAACCUUCUCAUCGAACAUCCCAGCAUGUCUGUCUAUGCUGUGCAUAACUCCUGCCCUGCUGUCAGUGAGGCCAGCUGUGGGGCUGAUGAAUUUCAUAACCCAAGUAGCCCCAGAGUGGAAGCUCAGGAUGAGAUGGGGCAGCACAUUCACUGCUAUGUUGCAGCUCUUGCUGCUCAUACAGCUUUUCUGGAACAACCCAAGAGCUUUCGCCCUUCCCAGUGGAUAAAAGAACAUAGUGAAAGACAGUCUUUAAACAGAAAUAGCCUUCGUCGCCAAAAUCUUACCAGGGACUGCCACUCUAGGCAAGUCAAGCACAGUGGCUGGGUCGUCCAUCAGCCCUGCCCACGUCAGUACAAUUACUAAGAAUUUCAAGGUUGAUUGGUUUCUCUUGGUUUGUGCAUAUGUGUGUGGAUGUGUGUGUACGGACAAUGAAGAUGCUGUUUCAGCCAACUGAUGACCAAUCACAUAGUUUUAUCAAUGUGUUUAGACACUAUCUUGAAAACCAGAUUUACAUGCUGUGUAUCACAUAAUGCCUUGCUUUUAACAUUUACUUUUUUGUAAAUUCUUUCAGAAUAUUUUUGGAAACAUAUCAAUACAGUUACAGUGUUUGGUGUUUUGGGAUGUCUUUAAAUCUAUUAAGGUGUAUAUGAGUUAGCAUUCUAAAGACAUUUCUUCCCAAGUAUGAGGAUAGGCAUCUUUCAAUUUCAUUUUAUUUUGUAUUAAUCAAUAUUUCGAGUAAGCAAAAAUUUAUUCUCAGGGUCAGCCAUACACUUUAUUGACCAGUACUUGAUAAUCUUUUCUGUAUAUAGCGAAUACAUUUUUACACACUAACAUGAGCAUUAACAGGCGAUAGUUGCCAUGGAUAUAAUGGAAUUAUGGCUGAACUUUCUCUUGAAAGAAAACUUGAUAUAUUUCUGUGUGUACAGGUUUUUUUUUUUUUUUUUUUCCAGAUUAGCCAUACAGUUCAUUUUGGAAUUCAGGUACAUUAAGUGUUAGUGAACAGUGCUUUCAGUAAUUCCGAUGUGACUGUGUGACGUGGUACAGAGACAUUACAAGGAUCGUGGGACAGAAGCACUGUCUCACAUGCAGAGGGGAUCCGUCAGAUCUGUGAAAUUGUGUUUGGGAAAAUGUAUGUCUCCACCUACCCCAUUAGUCCACCAUUUGACUUGUGUGGAUUCUUUCCUGCCGGCUCUGCCCACUUGGCACUUCACAUCAGCUGUAAAUUCAGAAGUACCUGUCCAGGCACUUUAGUGACUUCUUAUUUAUAACUGUCCAAGGAAAAAGAGGUAGGCUUUGUAUUUCUGAUAUGGUGACGGAUCAUCUGCCGUGGAGCCUGCCCUGCUGAGUGGCAAGCGAGGCUGAGAAGGAAUUCCUGGUGACAACUUUUCCUAGCAUCUAGAUGAAGAGUGACGGGUUGGCUUCCUUGAGUUCUCUUUUUUUUUUUUUUUUUUUUCCCCUAACUCGGGCUUCAGGCAGAAUCUUUAACCACUUUGGCCUCUGUUUCCUCCACCUACGGGGGAGUAGUAGUAUUUACCUCCCUCAUGGUCGUUGUGCACACUGUGUACUGAUGGAAGUGGGCUGUCCACGACUGAACCUUGUGUGAAAUUCCAGGGGCCUCUCUACUGAAUCUGAUGGUGGGGGUGGGGCCACAACUGUUCUUCAGAGUGUUGGUGCUAAUGAGGCCAGGGUUCAGGGCUCGAGUCACAUGGAGGCCAGUUAUUUAUCAUUUAGAGAAAAUCUAUCUUACCUCUAGCCGGUCACUUUAUUUUUUUAGCGAUUGUGAUGGGUUUUGCUGAGCCAUCCACAUUCACCAAUUUCCUCUCAAACUAAACUAAACAUAGACAAUCCAAAGCACAUUCUACUGACAAACAGUAGUAUCACCUUUGUGGUCAAAGAGCUUAUUUUUCCAAUGCCUCUGCAACCCUAAUUAAGUGAAUACAUGUCUAUACAAGGUUUUCAAGGGAAAAAGCAGCAUAUAGUUAUGUGAAGUAUUAUAUUUUCUAAUAACCCUGUAGCAGCUGGAUGCAGGGAACUAUGGGAGACUUUUCAAGUGAAGAGCUGAGCUCUUUUCUGACCAGGGCUGGGAAGUUUGGAGGCGGAAGAGGUCACACAGCAUCGUCAGAUGGUGGCGGUAGGUGGUUCUUCCACUGGCUGUGACGAAGUGCCAGGAAUGUCUCUUUAGAACAAGAGUCUAGACCCCAUGCUUUCCUUAUUCCCUUUCCAUUUGAACCACCCCUUUAUUUAUUUGUUUUCUAAUUAGGGGCCAAGUCUGUAAAGUUUUGUCAAACUGAGCUAGAAGUUAUUUUGUUACUAUUUGUGUUUACGAGAGUUGAGAGGUGAGGUAGAGUUUUCAUGAAGGUGUGUAUGUUUUACAUCGUGUCUGUCUCUAGGGCCAUAUGUUGGUAACUUGAAAAUAGACCAGCUAAAUGUUUUCUGGAUAUAAGCCUCUGAUUACGUGGGGGUCUCUUUUUUCAUGUAUUACAUGCAAGUUGUUAGUACCUCACAAGCUACAGAAGUUCAGCCAUGAGAAUUUGUUUGGCAGCAUGAACAGAUUUGUGUAUAACAUAGCUAGGGUCUUUUCUUUUCUUUUCUUUUUUCUUUUUUUUUAAUGUUAUUUUUCAAAUUUCCCGAUACCUGAAAUACAUCUACAUCUCUGUCAGUUAUUGACUUUUUUUCUGGCCUUCUCUGGACCUAGUUUUUUAUGGUUUAUACCUGGAAAACAAAUACUUUCAGGCUUGGGAUUUUUUUUAGGGUUAUCAUGCCAUCUGUCAUAUCAUACUGUGGUUUUUGUAUCAGUAUCUACGUUUUCUGUCUUAAAUUGGCACAUGUUAGAAUGGAAGAAAGUGGUUACGUAAUUCAUUUGAAGUUCUUGGUCAUUAGGGGUUUGUUAGGCAUCUACUACGUGUGGUACCAGGAUGAUGUUGACCUGUUAAGUAUUCCUUGAAACAUGGCCAAAAUGCAAUUUAUUAUAAGUUAAUUAUUAUUUUUGCUCUUGUAAAUAUUAGUGGUUUACAUAAAUGUGCUUCAGUGCAUAUUUCUUAAAAAUUCAAGCAGUGAGAAAUAAGACCCCUCCGAAUUUAAUGCUCUACUUCUAAACUGAUAAUAUAUAGAACGUUACUUGGAAAAAGUCUGGAAUGUGUGGUGCACAAGGAGUGCUUCAUGGAUGAGUCCCUUAGUUUUUAUAACGCACCGUGUUUCUCAAAGUUUGUGUUUUCAUUAAUAAAACAUUUUAUGAUGUGUAUUCUAUGUUUGUUACUUUUUCUUUCUCCACUAAUUAUGUAUUGUAUUGCACUGUGAGUUGAAGAUUAACCCUGCAUUAUUUAUCUUCUGUGGCAAUGCAUUUAUAUGGCCGGGCAGGUGGGGGAUUUUUUUUACAGAAAGGUUCACAGUGAUUGGAUUUUUGACUUUCUACUCCAGCGAGCUCUUUCUACAUUAAUUUCCUGUACAUUUUCCCAGUUCCCAUGCAGGCUGUUCCUGUUUACAUACUUUCUCUGUUUUAUCAGUGCUUUGAUUCUAGUGAGAACACAGUUUACUGAAAACUUGAGAGGGCGUUCAGCAUCGCCUGUUGUUUUUCCUUCUCAAAUCUAUGUAGUACACUGGUUUGUUAUCUUUACAUCUUCAUUGAAUCUAAGUGUUUUCACUAUCCUCUUCUUCAAGGAAAUAUAUUGUCUUUUUUAUAUCUUAAGAAAAAAAGAACAAAAAAGAGUGUCUUUCUUAUCCUGUCUUUCUUUGAAUUGUAAACAAACAAACAAAAAAAUGAAGGACUCCAACUAGAAGACAAACAUUUAAGUUUAAAUAGGUUAGUGGAGAAAGUUUAAGAGUUUCCAAGUAUCUUUGUUUUUAGAAUCGGUUAAGAGACUGCUCCUUGUACUGGAGACACUAGCAUGUUUGUAAUGUUACCUUAAAACUAUCUUCAUUUUAUAAUGCCCAUUCAUGCUGGCUAAAUUCUUUUAAAAGUUGGGCUGUUCUCAUGGAUGGCUUCACUGUCAUCAGCCAUGUUGAUGCAUUAUCAAUGGCAUCCUUAUCUACUUAUUUUAACGCUGAAAAUUUUAUAUGAAAUGCUUUAUUUAGGAAACCUACCUAAUUCGGUGGUGUCAGCCUUGCCAUGUACCAGUUUCACUUGAAAUAUGACACCAAUUACAGUGGUUUUGGGUGGAGAAAGAGGGACCGGAAAGCAUACAGAUAAGGAUAUUUCUUUCUCUUUGCAACAGUAUCCUUUAUGGGGGAGGAGAGGUUACUAUUCAAAGGAAGGCAGCUUCAGUGGAUGUUUUAUAUAUCGUUUAGAAUUUUCCUUACAACAUAUUUUUUUAAUUGUAUAAUUGUUAAAUGCCCCAUUUUGCUCUGUAUUUGCCUGAAGUUUUAGUAUUUGUUUUCUAGAUGGACUUCUAAAAACCAAAUCAGUACUUGGGGAGCUAGAUGUGUGUGUGUAUCUAAGCUUGAUGUGUAUGAGUGGUUUUUGCUUGCUUUUUGGUUGCAUUUUCCUCCAGAAGUUUGGAAUUUUAAUCAAUAAUUGUGUGUUGUUAUUAUUUUUUUGAGUGGCUUGGUUUUUUUGUCUCAAGUAAAAUUGUGAACACAUUUGCUUUUCAAAGACAGGGCAUCAGUUAUAGAGACUGAAGAGUAUUGUAGAUUGUACUAUGUGCCUUCUUGAUGUAUUCCUAAACACAAAUUUUUUUCAACUUGAAAACUCAAAAGGGACAUUUGGUUAGAUUAUAUACUGUACAUCAUCUAUGCAUAAAUGGCAGCUUGUUUUCUUGAGCCACUGUCUAAAUUUGUUUUUAUAGAAUUUUUUAUACUGAUUGGUUCAUAGAUGGUCAGUUUUAUACACAGACUAAACAAUACAGCACUUUGCCAAAAAUAAGUGUAGCAUUGCUUAAACAUUGUGUAUUAACAUCAGUUCUUUGUAAUUGAGUACAGUGGUGCGUUUUGCACUACUUGGAGUUGUGGUUUUUAAUCUGUCAGUAAAUAAAAUGUUCUUUAACUUCA